This is a messenger RNA of Bubalus bubalis (water buffalo), 1999 nucleotides long. It is a transcript of the gene ARL11, whose product is annotated as ADP ribosylation factor like GTPase 11. The transcript has 3 exons. The record is from RefSeq and is a predicted model, not a curated record. Gene Ontology annotation, biological process: intracellular protein transport; vesicle-mediated transport. Gene Ontology annotation, cellular component: cytoplasm. Gene Ontology annotation, molecular function: GTPase activity; GTP binding. NCBI's taxonomy places the organism in Eukaryota, Metazoa, Chordata, Mammalia, Artiodactyla, Bovidae. The coding region runs from base 393 to 971 and encodes 192 amino acids.
CCAGGCGCCCGCCCUCCUGCCUAUGGAGUCUGAGCUGCAGAGACGCGGGAGCUGCGUCGGGGCUCCUAGGGCAGAGCUGAAGGGCAGAGAGCAUCCUGGCGGCACCCAGGGUGCCAAGCUCCGGGAGCCCCGGCGCCGGGGGAGGGGCUCAGAGCCGGCCCCGCCCCCGCCCCCCAGGGGAAGGAAGAAGAAAAAGGGGAACCGGCCCAUCCUCUCACACUAAACUAGCCUCUCAGGACUGAAAGCCGCUGCCCUGGGAGGACCACACAGAGGGGCAGCCUAGAAACUCUGAGGCUUCCAGGUGGACACCAGAGGCUUGAAGCCACGGACCAGCAAGAAUCGAAGACAUCCUUCAGUCACUUCUACUCAACCAGGGUCUGGCAGUGGCCCCCAUGGGGUCUGUGAGUUCCCGAAGUCACAGGGCGGAAGCCCAGGUGGUGAUGAUGGGCCUGGACUCGGCCGGCAAGACCACGCUCCUGUACAAACUGAAGGGCCACCAGCUGGUGGAGACCCUGCCCACCGUGGGUUUCAACGUGGAGCCCCUCGAGGCCCCCGGGCAGGUGUGCCUCACCCUCUGGGAUGUCGGGGGGCAGAGCUCACUCAGGACCAGCUGGAAGGACUACCUGGAGGGCGCGGCCGUCCUCGUGUUUGUGCUGGACAGCACAGACGAGGCCCGCUUGCCCGAGGCAGUGGCUGAGCUCACGGAGGUCCUGGAGGACCCCCACCUGGACGGCGUCCCCCUCCUGGUGCUGGCCAACAAGCAGGAGGCACCCCACGCCCUGCCGCUGCCCGAGAUCCGAGACAGGCUAGGCCUGCAGAGGUUCCCGGGACUCUGCUGGCAGCUGCGGGCCUGCAGUGCCCUCACCGGCGAGGGGCUGCCCGAGGCCCUGGGGAGCCUGAGGCGUCUCCUGAGCUACCGCAGCCCCCCGAGUCUCCAGGUGAGUGCAGGGGGCGGCCGUCGGGAGACCUGAGAGCCUCGAUCUGGGCAGAGCAGCCUGUCUUCUCUGCUCUUACAGACUGGAACACCAGCUAAUCCUGGAGAGAACCUCAAGUUCUGUUUAUCAAACAAGGAACCCUCCUAGGCUCAGACACAAUAUUUAAGUCUUGGGACUUAUUGUCACCGGUGUUUAUGUUGCAAAUCAGCUACUCUUGGAAUAAUGAUACUCUAAGUGUUCCAGGUGGUUCAGCAGCAAAGAAUCUGCCUGCAACGCAGGAGACAUGGGUUUGAUCCCUGGGUCGUGAAGAUCCCCUGGAGAAGGGAGUGGCAACCCACUCCAGUAUUCUUGCCUGGAGAAUCCUGUGGACAGAGGAGCCUGGCGGGCUACAGUCCAUGGGCUCACAAGAGAAUCGGACAUGACUUACCGACUAAACGACAACAAAGAAAAAAAAAUACCUCAACAUAAUUUGUUUAGUAAUUCAUCAUUACCACGUGUGAACUGAGAAACUGUAAUAACAGAACAAGUGGCUGCCGAAUAAUUAAGACCUAAAUUCACAGAGGGAAAGAGGUUUCAAAAUCAGAUCAGAAUAUCCGACUUGGACAUGUUCACGAUCUUAUGAGUUAUUGUCCUUAGUAGCCCCCUAAAUCGCAAGCAGUCAGGGCCAGCAGGGUCAAGCCUGCUUCCAAAGGACCUCGGGUUAGAAGUUGGCUGGGGCACUCAGCCCUGGACAGAGGCUGGGAAUUCAGACCUUCCAAAAUCAAUCACCUUCUCUGACCCUGACUAGUCAUUCUCUGGAGGAGGGCGUGACAGCCCACUCAAGUAUUCUUGCCUGGAGAAUCCCAUGGACAGAGGAGCCCGACGGGCUACAGUCCAUAGGCUCGCAAAGAGUCAGACAUGACUGAAGCGACUGAGCAUGAAUGCAUGGAUGCACAGCCCUUCUCCACCUUUUUGUUAUCCUGUGCUGGUCUUUUUCCAGAACCCUUCGUUGUUUUCUUUCUGUUUUCCUUCUUUCUUCUCCUUGUCUUGUAUAGAUUCCCUUAAAGAUCAAUCAGUUUCAUUCA